AUGAAAGAAGAAAGAGAAACAGCCAGCCACACCGGGAACACUGUGGAGGACUUCAACAAAUCAGCAAGGUCAGAAAACCUCCCGUCAAGAGGCAUUUACAUUGCUGACAACAAUGAAGCAGAGAAUGUAGUGACCUACCAGGUAGAGGAUACCUGCCGUGAAGAAGCAUCUGUGAAUGCUUAUGAAUGUGGAGAAGACGUGGACGACGUUACAGAGAACGACAAUGCAACGGACACCGACAUUGAUGGUACUCAGCCAGAGAAUGUCCUCAACCAACUGGAAGAUGAUGCCGAAUCGGUACAUGACGUCUGGCCGUGUAUCAGUCCGUAUGCAGUCGCAUACAGUCAGUAUGGCCUCACCGCAGCUGACAGGACUGACCAAAGACGACAUGACGACAUUUAUCAACCAUAUGCUGUUGUAUAUGAGGAACAGGAUGGCCCCACCGCUGACCAAGCAUCAACCAGCCGGCGUCGGUCCGUUCCCAAUGCCCAAGGUGUCAGCACCAACGCAGCGUUUCCAAGUACCAGCUCUGACGCUGAUGGCGACAGGAAGGAUGGGUUAACUUCCAACCCAAUGUACGUCCCAAAUGUGCCACAACCAAAGGUGGCUGGAGGGGUAGGAGACAAAGAGAGUGAACCACCAAUGAGAGUUGCGUUUGGUGACACUGGAAAGGCACCGGGAGAAUUCUGUGGGCCAAACGGCGUUGUUGUGUCACCGAGAAACGAGAUUUUUGUCACUGACAAGCACAACAGGCGGGUCCAAGUGUUCAGCAUGAAGGGCGCCUACCUUCGCCAGUUUCCCACCGUCGUGUCAGAGAACCAGCUCGACACGAUGAAGCCAGAGUGCAUUGCCAUCGACGCGGACUGCCACCUCUGGGUGGUCGGGAAAAACAACUCGUCCUACGCGUAUGUCGUUCAGUACACGAAAACUGGACAUCGCACAAGAACAAUACAACCUUCAUUCCCAAACAAUACGUUCCAUGGCGUUGCCGUGAACGCACAUCGCAAGCAUGUCAUAGUAGCUGAAACCUGGAAAUACUAUGACACAAUCAAGGUUCUGCUGUUCAAUGGCACGGUUGUCCGGACGUUUGGGAAGUUCAAUAGAUACAUGCCAAUACGCAUUGCCACAGACACGCAGGGAAACAUUUUAGUGUCCGACUGGGACAGGGGACCCCACGUGCGUGUCUAUAACGAAACCGGGCAGUAUCUGUUCAGCAUCGGCAGGAAAGGACAGGAUUCUCCGUUUUGGCCGGUUGUUUCUCCGGUUGCUGGCAUGUGUGUGGAUAAGUUAGGACAGUUCAUCAUUGCCUUUGGGGACGACGGGAGCUGUGCACUGUUCUCAUGUGUGGAGCUGUACUCACCUCGCGGGGAGCACGUGCGUCCCAUCGCGACCAACCUGACCAGUGCGUACGGCGUUGCCGUGGGUCCGGACGGGCAGCUGGUAGUCGCCAGCUGGAGCGAUGACAUGGUAGUCGUCUUGCCAGACUACUAG
Branchiostoma belcheri (Belcher's lancelet) is the source of this 1491-nucleotide messenger RNA. RefSeq lists its product as uncharacterized. Gene Ontology annotation, molecular function: translation repressor activity; ubiquitin protein ligase activity; protein binding. The record is from RefSeq and is a predicted model, not a curated record. NCBI's taxonomy places the organism in Eukaryota, Metazoa, Chordata, Leptocardii, Amphioxiformes, Branchiostomatidae. Bases 1 to 1491 code for a protein of 496 amino acids. Gene Ontology annotation, biological process: proteasome-mediated ubiquitin-dependent protein catabolic process; protein polyubiquitination; negative regulation of translation. The transcript is spliced from 4 exons.